AUGUCUGGCCACAAACGAACGCAAUCAAUUGCCGUGCCCACCAUGGACCACCUCAACCUAGGUGGUAAGAUACAAUGGCUCGCUUCCCUCGACACCGCCUUCACCCCCGAGCACAACUACCGCCGGUCGUCAAUCAUCUGCACAAUUGGCCCCAAGACGAACUCGGUCGAGGCCAUCAACAAGCUGCGAACAGCUGGUCUCAAUGUCGUCCGCAUGAACUUUUCCCACGGCUCCUACGAGUACCACCAGUCCGUCAUUGACAAUGCCCGCGCUGCCGAGAAAUCUCAACCUGGCCGUCAGGUCGCCAUCGCCCUGGACACCAAGGGCCCCGAGAUUCGAACCGGUAACACCACGGGAGACGAGGAUCUGCCUCUCUCUGCUGGCACCGAGUUGAACAUCACCACCGACGACCAAUACGCUACAUCUUGCAGCACCGAGAACAUGUACGUUGACUACAAGAACAUCACCAACGUCAUCAAGCCCGGCCGAAUCAUCUACGUCGACGACGGUAUCCUCGCUUUCAAAGUUCUUGAGAUUGUCGACGACAAGACUCUCAAGGUCAAGGCCAUGAACAACGGCUACAUCAGCUCCCGAAAGGGUGUCAACCUGCCCAACACCGACGUCGAUCUCCCUGCCCUGUCCGAGAAGGACAAAAACGACUUGAGAUUUGGUGUCAAGAACAACGUGGACAUGGUCUUCGCUUCGUUCAUUCGUCGUGGACAGGACAUCAAGGACAUCCGCGAGGUUCUUGGUGAGGAGGGCAAGCACAUCCAGAUCAUUGCCAAGAUCGAGAACCGACAGGGCCUCAACAACUUCCCCGAGAUCCUCAGCGAGACCGAUGGCGUCAUGGUUGCCCGAGGUGACCUGGGUAUCGAGAUCCCCGCCGCCGAGGUGUUUGCUGCCCAGAAGAAGCUCAUCGCCAUGUGCAACAUGGCAGGCAAGCCCGUCAUCUGCGCAACCCAGAUGCUCGAGUCCAUGAUCAAGAACCCGCGACCUACCCGUGCCGAGAUCUCCGACGUCGGCAACGCUAUCACCGACGGUGCCGACUGCGUCAUGUUGUCGGGUGAGACUGCCAAGGGCUCCUACCCUGUGGAGUCCGUUAGUGAGAUGCACGAGACCUGUCUCAAGGCCGAGAACUCGAUCCCCUACGUCAGCCACUUCGAGGAGAUGUGCACUCUGGUCAAGCGACCUGUCUCCGUCGUCGAGUCGUGUGCUAUGGCGGGUGUCCGAGCUUCCCUGGACCUGAAUGCCGGAGGUAUCAUCGUUCUCUCCACCUCUGGCGAGUCUGCCCGCUUCAUCAGCAAGUACCGACCCGUCUGCCCCAUCUUCAUGGUCACCCGGAGCGCCAGCGCGAGUCGGUACGGUCACCUGUACCGUGGUGUUUACCCCUUCUACUUCCCGGAAGAGAAGCCCGACUUCACCAAGGUCAACUGGCAAGAGGAUGUGGAUCGCCGUAUCAGCUGGGGCGUCAAUCACGCACUCAGCCUCGGGGUCCUGACCAAGGGAGCUACGGUUGUUGUCGUCCAGGGCUGGAGAGGCGGCAUGGGCAACACCAACACGCUCCGUAUCAUCAAGGCCGAUCCCGAGCACCUCGGAAUCGGUCAACUGGCGUAA
Molecule: messenger RNA, 1614 nt
Organism: Anthostomella pinea
Lineage: Eukaryota; Fungi; Ascomycota; Sordariomycetes; Xylariales; Xylariaceae
Source: the annotation of a GenBank genome assembly